Molecule: messenger RNA, 1152 nt
Organism: Rhizophagus irregularis DAOM 181602=DAOM 197198
Lineage: Eukaryota; Fungi; Glomeromycota; Glomeromycetes; Glomerales; Glomeraceae
Source: RefSeq, a predicted model, not a curated record
AUGUCUUCUCAAUAUUGUAAUAAACCCAUACAAGAACAAGAAAUUUAUGAUUUUAUUCUUGAAAAAAAAUUAAGAUGGAUUCCUUAUAACAAAUUUAAAAAUGUUGAAUAUCUUAAUGAAGGAGGAUUUGGUACUAUAUACAAAGCUAUUUGGUUAAAGAAUUAUGGAGGUGAAGAAGAAGUAAUUCUUAAAUGUCACAAGAAUUUAAAUGAAAAUUUAAAUGAAUUUUUGAAAGAAUGGGACUAUCAUAAGAAUUGUUUAAAUUCAUCAUAUGAAAUUGUAAAUUUUUAUGGAUUUACAAAAGAUCCAAAGAUUUCAAAAUAUAUAGUAGUAAUGGCUUAUGCAAAUAAUGGUAAUUUAAGAGAAAAUUUAACAAGAAUAGUCAAAAAUAAUUGGAAUCAAAAAUUAUAUAUGUUGUACAGAAUUAUUGCUGGACUUAGUAAGAUACAUGAAAAAAAUCUUAUUCAUUGUGAUUUUCAUGAUGGUAAUAUUUUAAAUCAUAAUGAGAGUGUACUUUAUAUUAGUGAUUUAGGAUUAUGUCAACCUGUAAAAUCGGUUUUGGAAAAGUAUGAUAUUUAUGGUGUUAUACCAUUUAUGGCUCCUGAAGUUUUAAGAGGUAAAUCUUAUACUCCAGCUAGUGAUAUAUAUAGUUUUUCUAUGAUUAUGUGGGAACUUACAUCUGGAGUACCACCAUUUAAUAAUAGAGCACAUGACAUUCAACUAAGUUUAAGUAUUUGUAAAGAUGGUGAACGUCCUGAAAUUAUUGAAAAUGCUCCACAAUGUUAUGUAGAUUUAAUGAAAAGAUGUUGGAAUGAAGAUCCAUUAAAAAGACCAUCUUCUAAAGAAGUAUUAGAAAUUAUUAAUAAAUGGAUUUUCCGUUCUAAUGAAGUCAAUGAUGAAUUAAAAAGCAACAUUAUGGAAUUUAUAAAUGCACCAAUUAGGCAGUAUAACAAUCUUGUUACUCAACCUCAUCCUAAAGCAUGUUAUACAAGUCGCUUACUUAAUUUUACUAGUAAAAAAUUGAAUGAAAUUAUUGAAAGUGAAGAUUCACAAGCUAAUGUAGAAGCAAAUGAAAUACUAGUAAGUGAAAAUUUGAAUGAUUAUAUAAUUAAGGAUUUGGGGUCAUUAGAUAUUAAAACAGAUGAAAAUUAA